This is a messenger RNA of Sebastes umbrosus (honeycomb rockfish), 4159 nucleotides long. Its product is annotated as axin-2-like. The transcript is spliced from 10 exons. Gene Ontology annotation, biological process: negative regulation of canonical Wnt signaling pathway. Lineage: Eukaryota; Metazoa; Chordata; Actinopteri; Perciformes; Sebastidae. The record is from RefSeq and is a predicted model, not a curated record. The coding region runs from base 1 to 2523 and encodes 840 amino acids.
AUGAGCCGGCCGCUUAUGGACCACAUCUCCAGUAGUUUCCGAGAAGAUGCUCCUCGACCCCCAGUGCCGGGGGAGGAGGGCGAGGCGCCCUGCUACCCCGGCAAACUCUCCAUGAUGAAACCCCCCAAGUCUGCUGUGCUCCUCGGCUCUCCUGGAUCCUCUGUAACCCGGAGGAACGAGGAUGGUCUCGGGGAGCCGGAGGGCAGUGCAUCCCCGGAUUCUCCUCUCUCAAGGUGGACAAAGUCGUUGCACUCCCUCCUCGGAGACCAGGACGGUGCACUUCUUUUUCGGACCUUCCUGGAGAGGGAGAAAUGCGUGGACACUUUAGACUUCUGGUUCGCCUGCAAUGGCUUCAGGCAAAUGGACCUAAAGGAUACCAAAACGCAGCGAGUCGCCAAAGCAAUCUACAAGCGCUACAUCGAGAACAACAGCAUUGUGGCCAAGCAGCUGAAGCCUGCGACUAAAACCUUCAUACGGGAUAAUAUCAAGAGGCAACACAUCGACUCUGCGAUGUUCGACCAGGCGCAGCUGGAGAUCCAGAGCGACAUGGAGGAGAACGCAUACCAGAUGUUUCUGACCUCUGACAUUUACCUGGAGUACGUGAGAACCGGAGGAGAAAACCCCAAUCACGUCAACUCCAACGGGCUGCUGGGCGACCUGAAAGUUGUGUGUGGAUACCUGCCCACGCUCAACGAGGAGGAGGAGUGGAGUUGUGAUUUCAAAGCCAAAGCGCUGCUUGGAUUGUCGGCGUCGGUGAAGGUGCAGAAGACCACCACCGUGUCCAUGAGAGCGGUGGAGGUGAUGGAGAGGGGAUACAGAUCGUACAAGAGAGGAGACUCGCUCAACCCCUGCCAUGUGGGCUCUUUCGCCCCCGUCAGCAGCACCUACGACAGCGAGGUGUCCAGUGACGCCUUGACGGACGACGCCAUGUCCGUGACUGACAGCAGUGUAGAUGGCAUCCCUCCGUAUAAACUGGGCUCAAAGAAACAGCUACAGAGGGAGAUGCAGCGCAACAUGAGGAUGAACAGCCAAGUCUCUCUGCCUGCUUUCCCUCGUACUCGCCGUCCUCCCAAGGAGAUGGUCCCGAUGGAGCCGUCAGAGUUUGCAGCCCAGCUCAUCUCCCGCCUGGAGAGCCUGAAGAGAAAGCAGGACACCCUCAACUCUCUGGAGGAGAAGCUGCAGCAGAUUCAGGAGGAGGAGGAAAAAGAAGACACGGAGAUGAUGGGAAGUGCUCCCCAGCUCUCCCCCCACCCCUUGACCCUCCUCCCCGGCUCCUCUGACGAGGACCCCCAGGCCAUUCUGGACGAACACCUGUCCCGCGUCCUGAAGACCCCCGGCUGCCAGUCCCCCGCCGUCAUCCGCCACUCGCCUCGCUCCAGCUCCCCAGAGCACCGGCCCAUCACACGGGCAGGCUUCGGAAUCAAGGCCCUGGUCAGGACGGGGCCCUCCAGUUCUAGUCCCGACCAAGCGGCCAUCGCUCUGGCCUUGGGCCCCGGCAGGACUCUCGUGAGCCGGCAGAGCACAAAACACAUCCACCACCACUACAUCCACCACCACGGCAGUCCCAAGACGAAGGAGCAGAUCGAACGGGAGGCGGCGCUCAGGGUGCACGGUCUGUGCUCCAGCAGCGGCAGCGGCGGCGAGUGCCAGCCUUACCAGCGCAGCCGCAGCCUGGGCCGAGAGAUGUGUGGCGCCGUCUCACCAGACGACAGCGUCGGGCGUUCCAGCUCUCUGUCCAGGCGUGUGUGUCGUUCAGGGGCUGAGGAUGGAGUAGCGGAGAGGUGUAUGGACGACUGCGGGCCCUUACAGCUGCCCAGCGACACGACAGACCCCACCCAGAACGUGCUGCAGUGGAUCCUGGAAAGUAAACGGCAAGGCAGGCACAAGUCUCACAGUAACCAGAGCACCAAGAAAUCCUUCGGAGGCUCCUCUGCGCAGACGCACACGUGGGGUGGCGGCGGAAGCUGUGGCCACCUACGCAGCCACCAGCCGGCCCAGCCAUUCAUCCAGGACCCGGCCAUGCCUCCCCUGCCCCCUCCCAACACUUUGGCCCAGCUGGAGGAGGCCUGCCGCCGGCUGGAGGAGGUCUCCACCAAGACCACCAAGCAAAGGCAUCCAAUGUCCAGUCUCCAGCAAGAGAAGAGCCACCUAGUGCCUGUCCAGGGUGAGGGGUCCGUCCCUCUGUCUCUAGCCAAUCCCAGCCCCGCUGGCCUCCUCUCAACCAGCCCCGGUCUCCAAUCAGAAGAGGUGAAGGAGUGUAAAAAGGGUUCAGGAGGCGAGACAGUGGUGACGUAUUUCUUCUGUGGCGAGGAGAUCCCCUACCGGAGGAACAUGAAGAGCCACAGUCUCACCCUCGGCCACUUCAAGGAGCAGCUCCGCAAGAAGGGCAACUACAGGUACUACUUCAAGAAGGCCAGCGAUGAGUUUGAGUGUGGUGCGGUGUUCGAGGAGGUGUCAGACGACGGCUCCUUGCUGCCCACCUACGAGGGCAAGAUCCUGGGCAAGGUGGAGAGGAUGGAGUGAGACCUCCCCCCCCCCUCCCCUCCCCCUACACCCUCCAUGCUGUUGUGGAUUAUACAGACGCUUCACACCUCCAUGGAUGUACUCCCUUCGUAUGCUCACACACACACAGAGCGUAUGUCUUUUUAAGCUACGACUGGAGACGCAGUUGAAGGAAUGUCAACGAGGUUUUGGGCAGAUGGAUCUGGACGCACGAUGGACAAGGAGGACAAGUCAUCGCUAUUACAGGACUAUCACGUGAAGAGCCCUGCCUCGAAGUGAAGAAAAUAAAAGACUUGUGUGUUGCUGGACUGAAACGUCUCCGUGUUUCCAGAAGAGAAAACUCUACAGAGACUCUAGGUGAAUGACCACUCCUCAAAGAAGCGGGGGCAGGCGGGUUCAAAUCUGAGACUUGACCGCCUACCCAACCCCGCACUGUGCUAGCAUCCCACUAGCACAACCGCUAAUAUGUAUAUGCAGAUAUACAUGUACAUUGCAUUGUAUUGUGAUGCUCGUAUUGCUGUGUAAAGAUUUCUAUUGCUAUUUAUUGGAAAUGUCCCAGCCCCGACUCUUCUUAUUCCUCCAUGGACAAGCUGCUUGGAGUUGGAGAAACUUCUCCAAUUUUUCCCACAUCCGUGAUUUUAUUUUUCUUCCCUUCUGAGCGUCAGUUCUCAAGCAAAGGAAAUGGGUUUUAUUCAUUUUCUGCCCCUCAUAUUGAACUGUAAACUUCAAAAAUACCUCUUUAAAAAAAACAAAUCCACUCCUGUUCUUGGAGGUUUUAGCGGGACAUCACGUCCGAUCUCUUGGCUUUGGAGAGCUUUACUGCUGAAGCUUUGAGAAUGGCUCUCUUAUCACUUAAAACAAAGUUUGAUAAUAUAUUUACUACUGCAGUGCUGUUUGUGGCCGUGUCCCCAUCUGCUCAGAGUGUACUACGAAGAAAUGAAAAAAAAAAGAAAAGAGGAACAAAAAUGCUAUUAAACGUUUUAAUUCCCAACUCUGGGACGCUGCCCAGCUAGCCUUGAUCUGUCGCGUCUUAGUGCCUUUGUUUCAGUGGCGCAGGCAUCGCACAAAUAGCCUACGUAUUUACUAAAGAGGAAACUGCCCUGAACAGGUCCUAGAGUCCCCAAAAUGUGUUUACACCCAUAUUAAUAUUUACCAACAAAAAGCUCUAUAACGUGCUCCCCAACGUGCUUACCUAUGUGAUUGUGUGACUGAGUUGCUUUAGAGUAGGGUUACUCUGUGUGUAUUAAACCUGCACUAUGAGCUGCAGGUGAUAAUGAUGGUGGUGAUAUAUAUACAUAUAUAUACAUAUCUAUAUAUAUAUAUAUAUAUAUUAUAGACACUAUGUCCAUAGUGUUUGAAUCGAGUACAGUAGCUGUGCCUACAUGGAUUCUUGCCGUGUUUUACCCAGUUUUCAGGGUCCUAUUACUCCCUUGGUUUUCACAAGGGGCCUUAUGUUGAAAAGAUAUUUUUAUGCCUUUUAGUAUCCGUUUCAUCAUGUUUUAUGUUUUAUAAUAUUUUUCAUGGCUUCCUUGGCUCCACUUGUAAACUGUAAAUUAUGCGUUCUAUAGAGCUCAGUUGAAAAAGAUGCCUCGGUACUUUAAUUAUUGUAAUUAUGAAGAGAUGUAGCCUUUAUUAAAAUGUUCUAUUUUUCAAAUUA